Messenger RNA from Dromiciops gliroides (monito del monte), 364 nucleotides. It is a transcript of the gene GUCA2A, whose product is annotated as guanylate cyclase activator 2A. The transcript has 3 exons. Lineage: Eukaryota; Metazoa; Chordata; Mammalia; Microbiotheria; Microbiotheriidae. Gene Ontology annotation, cellular component: extracellular region. The record is from RefSeq and is a predicted model, not a curated record. Gene Ontology annotation, molecular function: guanylate cyclase activator activity. The coding region runs from base 1 to 318 and encodes 105 amino acids.
AUGAACACCUUUCUCCUUUGCGCUCUGUGCCUUUGUGGGCUGGCCACCCUGGUUGGCAGUGUCACAGUCCAGGAUGGGGACUUCUCCUACCCGCUGGAGUCUGUGAAGAAACUCAAGGACCUGCAGCAGAGCAGGAUGAGGAGCCGGAAGGCCCAGGACUAUGGGGUCUUUUUGUGCCACCACCCGGAUUUCCCCGAGGACUUGAAAUCCGUCUGCGACCGACCCGAUUCUGCACAAGCCAUCCAGAGACUGGGAGCCAUCGCUGACGACCCGCACACGUGUGAGAUCUGUGCCUUCGCAGCCUGUGCGGGCUGUUAGCUGAGGCUGCGGCUGCAUUCCCCGCACCUUCAGCGCUGCUCCUGCC